This is a messenger RNA of Triticum turgidum subsp. durum (durum wheat), 1935 nucleotides long. NCBI's taxonomy places the organism in Eukaryota, Viridiplantae, Streptophyta, Magnoliopsida, Poales, Poaceae. The record is from the annotation of a GenBank genome assembly.
AUGGCUGCAGCACCCUCAUCUGUCCGCAUUUCCAUCAUCCUACUUCUCCUCCUACUCUCAGUCAUCUCCACGUCUUCUUCUUCUUAUUAUUAUUCAGUUCCGGCUAAUGGCAGCGACACGGACCUCGCCGCGCUGCUGGCUUUCAAAGCCCAGCUUGCCGACCCUCUCGGUGUAUUGGCAGGCAACUGGACUGCCGGCACAUCUUUCUGUCACUGGAUCGGUGUCUCGUGCAGCCGCCGGCGGCAGCGCAUCACUGCUCUAGCCUUCUCGGACACACCCCUCUUUGGAUCUUUGGUUCCUCACCUCGCUGAUAACAAGUUGGUAGGUGGAGUUCCAACAACAAUUUCAAACAUAAGUAGCAUAGAAUGGAUAGAUCUUUCUAAUAACCAAAUCAUCGAACCAAUUCCAGAAUCUAUCACUAUGUUACAAAAUCUUGUGUUGCUUGAUCUCUCUAGCAAUAACAUUUUGAGUGCUAUACCAAUAGAAAUGGGCAAGCUUGGGAGUCUACAACGGUUGUUUCUCGAAAGAAACAAAUUAUUUGGAGCUAUACCAAGUAGCUUCAGUAAUCUCAGUAGUUUAGAGAAAAUCGAUUUGUCCAAUAACCAGUUAUGUUCAAUGGUACCUGAAAGCCUAUUCAGCCUUGAUAAGCUUGUCGAACUCAACCUUUCUUUCAAUUCUUUUGUCGGUGCACUACCGCUGGAUGUUUCUCGACUAAUACAAACAUAUCAAAUGGACCUUUCUUCUAACUUCUUCCUAGGAAGCAUCCCACAGUCAAUUGGACAACUUAAGAUGCUAGCCUAUUUAAAUCUAUCACACAACUCAUUCGGAGGCCCAAUAGAAAACCCACUUCAAAAGCUAACUAACUUAGUAUCAUUGGACCUAUCCUUCAAUAACCUCUCUGGUACCAUUCCUAUGUUCCUUGCAAACUUUACCAACUUGACUACAUUGAAUCUUUCAUUCAAUAGACUAGAAGGACAAAUACCAGAGGGUGGUGUUUUCUCAAACCUCCUAUUGCAAUCUUUGACUGGGAAUGCUGGGCUAUGUGGCGCUCCACGCCUAGGAUUUUUGCCAUGUGUUGACGAAUCUCAUUCAACUAACAAACUAUCGCUAGAAUUUCUACUUCCCAUAGCCAUGGUUGUUUUUGGCUGUAUUGCUACCUGCUUAUACCUAUGGAUCAACAAAAAACACAAGAACAAGAGAGGGGUCAAAAUGUAUGUUGAUCCAACUGAUGGAAUAGGCCAUCAGAUCGUCUCGUACCGUGAGAUCACUCAGGCCACAAAUAAUUUCAACGAAGAUAACAUGUUGGGGUCCGGAAGUUUUGGAAAAGUAUUCAAGGGGCAAUUGAGUGGUUUGGUAGUCGCGAUAAAAGUUCUUGACAUGCAACUGGACCAGGCCAUGAGAAGCUUUGACGUUGAGUGUAGUGUGCUUCGCAUGGCACGACACCGCAAUCUAAUACGAAUACUCAACACGUGUUCCAACCUAGACUUUAGAGCACUUGUAUUUCAAUACAUGCCAAAUGGCAGUUUAGAGAUGCUAUUGCACCGGUCUCAGAGUACAGUGCACUUGGGUUUCCUCGAGAGGCUCAAUAUCAUGCUCGACGUGUCGAUGGCAAUAGAGUAUCUGCAUCAUCAGCAUUACGAAGUAAUUUUGCACUGUGACUUGAAGCCGAGCAACGUGUUGUUUGACGCGGACAUGACCGCACAUGUGUCAGACUUCGGCAUUGCAAGGUUGCUUCUAGGUGAUGACAACUCCAUAAUUUCUACAAGCAUGCCUGGAACAGUGGGCUACAUGGCACCAGAGUACGGAUCUCUUGGAAAAGCAUCACGGAAGAGCGAUGUGUUCAGCUACGGGAUCAUGCUCCUAGAAGUCUUCACUAGAAGAAGACCCACUGAUGCUAUGUUUGGAGCGACUCGCCUGACGAGAGAACAACGAUAA